CCCCCCUCUUGCUCAUGACUACCACAGUCUCUCAAUUCUCACACCCUCGCAGCCACACCUCUCUGCUUAAACCAAACACUUCCAUCACUCACCAAACACAUCACUUGAUCAUCACACCAUCAACAUGUCACAGAAUGAAGAUGGCACUUGGGAUGUGAAGGCAGUGGCUGCCAUGAGGUUUCAAGGCAAUCAACUGUACUUCUUCUUGCUCUGGAGCAAUUCAGAUGAGGGCUGGGUUCACAUCGAUGAUUUGACUUCCUAUCUCUCUCCUCUUGCUUUCUGGAAUUCGAUCAUCACACCUAAAGACUGGGAUCCUAAAAAUCCUAAGGAGGGUCAGACUGUGUGGCAUUCUGCCUUUAGCAACAAUGCCUUUCCUCUGGGUCCUAUCCCUGAACACCUCUUGAAGGUGUACAAGGACAACAAGCAGUACCAGUUUAUGGCUCGUUCCUCGAUUGGACAGAAUCCAGAUGGCUUGUGGGACGUCAAGGAAAUCAUCGCUAUGAAGAUCAAGGCUGAGCAAGUGUAUUUCUAUGUGCACUGGGCAAAUGAUGAUAAGACUUGGAUCCAUGUUGAUGAUUUUAAAUCCUAUCUGCCUCCCCUGGCUUUCUGGUAUGGAAUGGUUGAACCUCUUGAGUGGUCUUUCUAUCUCGCUCCUCUAGCUUUCUGGAAUGAGAUGAUUGAACUCAGUAUUUAUUAACACUUCAAUGUGACAAUCAACAAAGAAUUAUGUCAAAAAGAGAAGGCAAAUUGAAGACUGGAGAAUACAAGAAAGUAGCUACAGUAUUUAUACCCAAAUCCAGUCUGAGUCAUAUCUACACCAAAUGAGUCAUGAGACUAUGUACCACGUGGAACACUGGUCAUAGGUUGUAGUUGAACCUUCUGAAGCAUGUGUUGCACAGCCUUGGAUCAAUAGAGAUGAUCUUCC
Messenger RNA from Mycena citricolor, 925 nucleotides. Lineage: Eukaryota; Fungi; Basidiomycota; Agaricomycetes; Agaricales; Mycenaceae. The record is from the annotation of a GenBank genome assembly.